Hordeum vulgare subsp. vulgare (domesticated barley) is the source of this 1281-nucleotide messenger RNA. Its product is annotated as pseudouridine-5'-phosphate glycosidase. Gene Ontology annotation, molecular function: pseudouridylate synthase activity. NCBI's taxonomy places the organism in Eukaryota, Viridiplantae, Streptophyta, Magnoliopsida, Poales, Poaceae. The record is from RefSeq and is a predicted model, not a curated record. The coding region runs from base 97 to 1083 and encodes 328 amino acids. The transcript has 12 exons.
GUGAAAGAACGCCAGCUGACUGCGGAAGCUGAAGCUGAAGCUGCCGUGUGUUGUCUCCGGAGAAAUCAGUCAAGGAAGACUCAACGAUCGCCGGGGAUGUCGAAGGCGCCGCCGCGGGAAGACCCGUCGCCGACAGGCGUCGCGGUGUCGCCGGAGGUCGAGGCCGCGCUCGCGAGAGGCGGGGCGGUCGUCGCCCUCGAGUCCACCAUCAUCUGCCACGGUAUGCCCUACCCGAAGAACCUGCAGACGGCCAUGGAGGUGGAGGCCAUCGUCAGGGAGAACGGCGCGGUUCCUGCCACCAUAGCCAUUCUGGAUGGUGUACCACAUGUUGGGCUUAACAGUGAACAGCUGAAGAACUUGGCUAUAAGUGGAAGUCAGUUUCAGAAGACAGCUAGAAGAGAUAUCGCACAAGUUGUUGCUUCGGGCGGCAAUGGUGCUACGACGGUCUCUGCCACCAUGUUUUUUGCUCACAAGGUUGGUAUACCAAUUUUUGUGACUGGGGGAAUUGGAGGCGUACACAGAUAUGGUGAAAAAACCAUGGACAUCUCCUCUGACUUAACUGAACUUGGAAAGACUCCUGUGGCUGUUAUUUCAGCCGGUGUGAAGUCCAUUUUGGAUAUCGCACGGACACUUGAGUACUUGGAAACUCAAGGUGUAACUGUUGCUGCUUACAGAACCAACGAAUUUCCAGCUUUCUUCACAGAAACCAGUGGAUGUAAGGUGCCAUGUCGCGUUGAUUCUCCAGAAGAGUGUGCGAAGAUAAUAUAUGCAAACCAGAAUAUGCAUCUAGGAUCUGGAAUUCUUAUUGCAGUGCCAGUUCCGAAGCAACAUGCAGCUUCUGGAAAGGUUAUAGAGUCUGCAAUACAGCAAUCCCUCCAGGAAGCAGAUGCUAAAAAGAUAAUAGGAAACACAAUCACCCCCUUCAUCCUUGACAGAGUGAAAGUACUAACUGGAGGAUCUUCAUUGGAAGCCAAUAUUGCACUUGUGAAGAACAAUGCUCUCACUGGUGCUAAAAUUGCUGUAGCCCUUUCCGAUCUUCGCAAGAGAGUAACAAACAACAGGCCUGUGAGGUCAGCGCUAUAAUGCUCCUGCUGAAGGAGCAUGUGAAGUUGAUGAUGCCGACAGUUGACGGAACUGGGUGUUGCCAAAUAUGCCAAUUCCUUGCACAUCGUGAAUCAUCUGGCUUGCGCAUUCCGUUCUUACUAUUUUGUAUCUUGUUGGAAGGCUGUGUUAGCAGUAACAUCUGAAUAAAUAAGUUUUAACAGAUGUCUUGUUCUGGGA